AUGGUGAAGUUGCGGGCAGAUUUAAAUCGAAUGACUUUCGUGGAUCGCGAUGGAUGGUCGUAUUUCGAAAAAACCGCUUCUUGGUACAAGGUUGUCGAUCAAGAAAUGACAUUUGAUGAAGCCGAGGCAGAUUGUACGAGUCGAAAGAGCCAUCUAGUCUCCAUUCACAGUCAGGAAGAGAACGAUUUUGUUUGGAAACUCGCGAAAAAUGUUCAUUCGUGUGCUGGGUUCUGGAUCGGACUGAAGAGAGAUCCGAAAAAAGGAAAUGCUUUGGAAUGGACGGAUGGAAGUUCGGUGGAUUUCACGAAUUGGAUGGUGGGAGAGCCGGAUUCGAACACCCACGCUGCGCUUUGGAGCAACAAUGGGGAAUGGGUGGUCUAUUCUCCUACCUCUCAGUGGCAUUUUAUCUGCAAAAGGAGCUCUCAAUUC
Molecule: messenger RNA, 429 nt
Organism: Mesorhabditis belari
Lineage: Eukaryota; Metazoa; Nematoda; Chromadorea; Rhabditida; Rhabditidae
Source: the annotation of a GenBank genome assembly